CCUUCCCGGACCCUGCGCCCCAGCCUCCCCAAAGCCGCCGGGGGUGCGCGCGCCUGGGUGAAGGGGGGUCACCGGCUGGCCGGGAUGGCUUCCAAUUUUAAUGACAUCGUGAAGCAAGGGUACGUGAGGAUCCGGAGCAGGCGCCUAGGGAUUUAUCAACGAUGCUGGUUAGUAUUCAAGAAAGCCUCAAGCAAAGGUCCAAAGAGACUGGAGAAAUUUUCCGAUGAGCGAGCUGCGUAUUUUAGGUGUUACCAUAAGGUCACAGAACUCAACAAUGUGAAGAAUGUAGCUCGAUUGCCAAAAAGCACCAAGAAACACGCCAUAGGGAUUUAUUUCAGCGACGACACCUCCAAGACCUUUGCUUGUGAAUCAGAUCUUGAGGCUGACGAAUGGUGCAAAGUACUCCAGAUGGAGUGCGUAGGGACACGGGUCAAUGACAUCAGCCUCGGAGAGCCCGACUUACUGGCUACCGGGGUUGAGAGAGAACAGAGUGAGAGAUUCAAUGUGUAUUUGAUGCCAUCUCCUAACUUAGAUGUACAUGGCGAAUGUGCCUUGCAGAUUACAUAUGAGCACAUCUGUCUUUGGGACGUCCAGAAUCCCAGAGUCAAACUCAUCUCUUGGCCGCUAAGCGCCCUGCGGCGGUACGGACGAGAUGCUGCUUGGUUCACUUUUGAGGCAGGGAGGAUGUGUGAGACUGGCGAGGGGCUCUUUAUCUUUCAGACGCGAGACGGGGAGACCAUCUACCAGAAGGUCCACUCUGCUGCCUUGGCGAUCGCCGAGCAGCACGAGCGCGUGCUGCAGAGUGUGAAAAACUCCAUGCUCCAGGUGAAGAUGAGCGAGCGGGCCGCCUCGCUGAGCACCAUGGUCCCCCUGCCUCGCAGCGCGUACUGGCAGCACAUCACGCGGCAGCACAGCACGGGCCAGCUCUACCGCCUGCAGGAUGUCGCCAGCCCUCUGAAGCUUCAUCGAACAGAGACUUUUGCCGCCUACCGAUCUGAGCACUGACAGUAACUGCCAAGGAUGGUCAUGUGACACACGUGCGAUGUGUCAGCCACAGAUCCAGCAGGAGGUCGCAGGAUGACAGCGAGAGAAGGAGGAAGAAAAAGGAGCUUCCAGCCCUGGCUAAUCGUGUGAUCAUUGGGGAACUGCAAUACAAUUCUUUGUCUUUCUUUACGCCUUUCUUUUCUUUUCGUUUUUUCUUUUUCUAAAAAAAAAAAAAAAAAAAAUCUUAGCGUAAUGGAAACCUGCUCUGUAGACAUUGACCUUUCGUUCCCCCUUUUACAGCUGGACAGAAAGGAGUCAAUGCCGCAAAAUGAUUUUCUAUCGUAGGUACCGUGUUCCUUGCACUUCUCAGAAUCUGUCCUUUUGUGGGUUCUUGUGAUUUUCCCUUCCGAGUGGUUUAAUUGUAUGACGAUUGGUACUGACAAUAAAAUGGCUCUUAAUUGUUUGUCA
Pteropus alecto (black flying fox) is the source of this 1452-nucleotide messenger RNA. It is a transcript of the gene DOK5, whose product is annotated as docking protein 5. The record is from RefSeq and is a predicted model, not a curated record. NCBI's taxonomy places the organism in Eukaryota, Metazoa, Chordata, Mammalia, Chiroptera, Pteropodidae. Gene Ontology annotation, biological process: cell surface receptor protein tyrosine kinase signaling pathway; positive regulation of MAPK cascade. Bases 85 to 1005 code for a protein of 306 amino acids. The transcript has 8 exons. Gene Ontology annotation, cellular component: cytoplasm.